CUAAUUAAUAAAACAUAUUUUCAGUAGUUGGUAACGCGACAUACUUUAUGAAAUUUGCUUGCUGUCAUUUUUUGUUUGUUUAUAUAUUAUCGUCUGAUUAAAGCGGGUAAUGCGAUAUAAUCAAAUAUGGAAGAGUUGAGUCAAAGAAAUAUAGCGAAUUGCUUGGUACAAUUUAUACUUAAUAAUGCUGCAUCCAAAAUACCAAUAAAGGCGAGCGAUAUGGCGCAAAUUGCUAAUGUGCCUUCAAAAUCUCUUGCAGUGCCUUUAGAACAUGUUGGUGAAAUAUUGAAAAAGAAUUUCGGUAUAAUACUUCAAGUUGUACCUAAUGUUUCACCCAAGCGGUAUAUAUGCAUUUCGGAGCUUUGUGGAGUAACACCAUUGCAACUUGACGAAAAACAAAAAAGAGAACAAAUACUGUUAUUUAUAAUUUUAGCAUAUAUCUUUAUGAUUCAAUCGCCAUUGCAAGAAGAACGUUUGGAGAAAUUUUUAUAUACUCUUGAUAUUAAUGUAAAUGAAAAUCACCCAUUUUUCGGUAAUGUUAAAAAAUUAAUUACUGACACUUUUAUCAAACAGUUGUACCUGAAACGAGAAAAAAGGCAUUCCGACGUCGAUGCUGAAACACAGUUUAUUUACUCUUGGGGUUAUCGCAGUACUGUAGAAUAUACAAAAAUGGACAUUUUAAAUGCUACAGCAAAUAUAAUGGGUAAAAGUCCCGAUUUUUUUAUUGACCAAUAUAAAGAAGCACAAAGAACUGAAAACCCAGAAAAUGUGGAUCAAUAAUGAGUAAAGCAAUCUUGUAUAAUUCAUAGAAAUAAUUUUAUGUAUAUUCCAGUUAUAAAAAGAUUAAUUUUAAAAAAAAUAA
Teleopsis dalmanni is the source of this 862-nucleotide messenger RNA. Its product is annotated as melanoma-associated antigen D2-like. Gene Ontology annotation, cellular component: nucleus. The transcript is spliced from 5 exons. NCBI's taxonomy places the organism in Eukaryota, Metazoa, Arthropoda, Insecta, Diptera, Diopsidae. The coding region runs from base 127 to 780 and encodes 217 amino acids. The record is from RefSeq and is a predicted model, not a curated record.